Eptesicus fuscus (big brown bat) is the source of this 2836-nucleotide messenger RNA. RefSeq names its product eukaryotic translation initiation factor 3 subunit J (gene EIF3J). NCBI's taxonomy places the organism in Eukaryota, Metazoa, Chordata, Mammalia, Chiroptera, Vespertilionidae. The record is from RefSeq and is a predicted model, not a curated record. The transcript is spliced from 8 exons. The coding region runs from base 101 to 871 and encodes 256 amino acids. Gene Ontology annotation, molecular function: translation initiation factor activity; transmembrane transporter binding. Gene Ontology annotation, cellular component: eukaryotic translation initiation factor 3 complex; cytoplasm.
GUGCCCUGCGCGGGCCAACGAGAGCGAAUCCAGUGACUCACCUCCGCCGCGCUCGCCCCUCGCUGGCUCGCCCCUCACACACGCUCACACCCGGCUCGACAUGGCGGCGGCUGCGGCGGGGGACUCCGACUCCUGGGACGCGGACACGUUCUCCGUGGAAGACCCGGUGCGGAAGGUGGGGGCCGGCGGUACCGCCGGCGGGGACCGCUGGGAAGGCGAGGACGAGGACGAGGACGUCAAGGAUAAUUGGGAUGACGAUGAUGAGGAAAAAAAAGAGGAAGCAGAAGUAAAACCAGAAGUAAAAAUUUCAGAAAAGAAAAAAAUAACAGAGAAGAUAAAAGAGAAAGAACGGCAACAGAAGAAAAGGCAAGAAGAAAUUAAAAAGAGGUUAGAAGAACCUGAAGAAACAAAAGUACUAACACCAGAAGAACAAUUAGCAGAUAAACUGCGGCUAAAGAAAUUACAGGAAGAAGCAGACCUUGAAUUAGCAAAAGAAACUUUUGGUGUUACUAAUACAGUUUUUGGAAUAGAUGCUAUGAACCCAUCUUCAAGAGAUGACUUCACAGAGUUUGGAAAGCUACUAAAAGAUAAAAUUACACAGUAUGAAAAGUCAUUAUAUUAUGCCAGUUUUUUAGAAGCCUUAGUUCGAGAUGUGUGUAUUUCAUUGGAAAUUGAUGACUUGAAAAAGAUCACCAAUUCACUGACUGUGCUUUGUAGUGAGAAACAGAAGCAAGAAAAGCAAAGCAAAGCCAAAAAGAAGAAGAAAGGUGUGGUUCCUGGAGGGGGAUUAAAGGCCACCAUGAAAGACGAUCUGGCAGAUUAUGGUGGUUAUGAUGGAGGAUAUGUACAAGACUUUGAAGAUUUCAUGUGACAUUUUAUCUUCUCUGGUGUCUUCUUUCUGUUGCCCACAAUCCCUUCAACAUGUAGCACAACUUCCUUUCCUUUCAGUUCUGCCAAAUGCUACAAUCAGAAGUGCAGUAUCUUUUGUGCUGGUUACUUAACCCCUUGACACUUAGGUGCUAAUGUGCAAAUGAGGGAACUUGGAUCUUGCUGCCAAGGGGUUAAAAUUGGGAACCUCAGUUGCUACUAAAUCAUAGUUUUAAAAAAAACUUAAUAAUGUUGUCAUUGUUGCUAUCUGAUUCUAUAGCAGCAGUCACUAAAUUGGAAACAAAGAGUGCGACAUGACAAAAAAUUGUGUAGUAUUGACCAGCACCAUUCAGUAAUACAGCCUUAACCAUACCUCCUUGAACUACUUCAUAACUUGUCAAGAAAAGCAGUUCGCAGCAAGGGCAUGUGGUGUGCACCUAGUAUUAAAAUUGCUUUGUCUUAAAAUUGAGCGUGAGGAUAUUAAACAUACAUUGUGAAGAAGACUGCUUAUGUCAGAGUGAAGAUACGGCCGGCUGAAAAGCACUAGUUUGAUACUUAAAAAUUAAAUGACCAAAACCCUCCACUUUGAAGCUGAAGAAGGUAAACCUCUCCGUUAUUGUAUUACAAGUUGUGGAAUCUCUUGAGUGCAUACUGUCUAGUGUAUCAGACUAUUCUACUGAUGAAGUGCUUCAGAUGGGGGAGGGAAACCCUACCUGCUUUAUUUGCCUGAUUGAAGUGUCUGAGGAACAAAUCUCCUUUGUUCUUCUGGGCUGCAGUGGAAUAACUUUAAACAGGGUUUUGGCAUUUCCUUUUCUUUAUAAAACAUGCUCAGCAAGUUGCACCAGUUAACUAGUUUGGUAAAUUGUUAUGUUAACAAUUAUGACAUCUGCAAUGUUUUAUAAAGCAACUAAUUUAAUAAAAUCACUAUUGUGAGGACUUAAAUUUGGUGUUAUCUCCCAAGAGAUAUUUUUGGAGAGUAUAGAGCACAGCUCUUGGGACUAGAGUUCUCUAUAUACUUAACAAAGCUUACUAAAUGCUUGAUGCGUAGUUAAUAGCUUUAAAACAAAAAUGACUUGUCAGGCCCUUAAUAGGGUCGCCCUAUAGCACAAAGGUAUAGGCCCCUUUCCUCAUUUUAUUUAUUUGGGGAAACAUCAUUUGGUUGUUAGUUACUAAGGCCUAAUUAAGAUAUCUAGAACUAUUUAUUUGGAGUAAUUGAGCUUAUAACUCAGGUAUGGCUGUGAGCACAGAUUGAGUGAUCUUUAUUACAUAUAUAUUUUUAAGCAAUUUAACCAAAUUUGUUAAAUUUUUAAAACUGUCAGACUCAGAAGUAGGGACAGAACAAAAAAUGUUUUUAAUUUCUUUUACAUAAAAGGGGGCGGUGGUGGUCUCAAUCAAAGCUCUGUAGAACACUAAGUAGAAGACAGGACCAUCCAAAUGAUUUGAGAAAUUAACAGAAAACUGACUACACAGCAAUAAUUACAGCCAAUAAAAAUUGUUUUAAGGCAGACAAGGGCUAAGAUUUCCUUAGCAGUUAAUGAUGACAUGCACUGAAUUUAAAAUCUAUUUUAUUAUAGAGAUCAGUUUCUAACUAAUGGAAAUGUAUCAUCUGUUCCUUAACUGUGUAAAUAAUAUUAAAUUCCUUUGAAACUGGAAUCUGCAGGCACAGGUAUUCUUUAAUCAAUUUUAUAUCAUGUCCUAAAGUAAAAGCCAUCCUGAGGAAGAUGGGAGUUUUGAACUUAAUACCAAUAUCUAUAUAAAAUGGUACAGAGGAACAUCACUUUUAUAAAAUAGGAAUUUCCUUGUAAAAACUCUCAUUCUUGACCCACAAAGGACUGGUAUGAUCAGUUCUGGGUUUUAUAACUUGGACAACAAAGCUCCCAGUGCAUUAUUCUACUGUAAUCACAAACAUCUGACUGUACCUCAUUUGUGUAAGAAAACAGGCACCACCUGUAUCAGAAUCCAUCUAACC